AAUAUUUGAAGAAAGUAUUGCAAGAAGCAAAAGACGAUAUCACCAAGUACCGGCAACAAAUUUAUACCCGAAGAAAAUUAACAACAAAAUUAAAAGAAUUAGAACAUCAAUUACCAUUAGGAAUACCAAUAGGAAUA
Molecule: messenger RNA, 137 nt
Organism: Racocetra fulgida
Lineage: Eukaryota; Fungi; Glomeromycota; Glomeromycetes; Diversisporales; Gigasporaceae
Source: the annotation of a GenBank genome assembly